AACGGCAUGUGGUACAGCACUUUCAUGUGGUACACGCAGACAGUUCCCAGGAAGGUACGUACUAUUUAAACAGAAUCAGAACAGAGAUAAUGUUUUCAGCUCUCUUGGAUAACGAGCGCGAACCAUCGUCUGCGAGGCAAUCCCAACGUUUGGUUUAAAUGGCUUCCCCUAGGUUAUUCAAGUUCCUCCUUGCGCCUUUGGCGUUGAGCUCUAUGGCUCUUGCUGCUAUACCAAACGCCAUGCUCAGAGGCCGUCCUUCUCUUCCAAAUGUUCCCGCACCCGCAGGUCCGUUCAUGGAUCGCAAUGGAACGACAUUGCCACCCAUUGACACCGUGUAUUACUUCGACCAACUGAUCGAUCACAACAAUCCGGGUUUGGGGACAUUCCAGCAACGAUACUGGACAACUUGGGAGUUUUACGAGGCUGGGGGUCCAAUUAUUUUGAUGACUCCCGGUGAAACCGACGCAGAUGGAUAUGAAUCUUAUUUGACCAACGAGACCGUGAACGGUCUUAUUGCUCAGCAACAGAGCGGCGCGACUAUUAUCGUCGAGCAUCGGUUCUUCGGCCUGUCUAAUCCUUAUGACAACUUGACUUCGCAAAGUCUCGAACUGCUCAAUAUCCAGCAAGCCAUUGACGACUUGGUCUACUUUGCCCAGAAUGUGGAUUUGCCUAUGCCAGGCGGCGAUCAGGUCAAGCCUGAUCAGGCGCCUUGGGUUUUAAUUGGAGGCAGCUAUUCUGGUGCAUUGACGAGUUGGACCAUGGUUAACAAGCCAGGUAUCUUCUGGGCGGCAUAUGCUUCUUCUGGAGUCGUCGAAGCUAUCACUGAUUACUACGGCUAUUUCACACCAAUUCGCGAAUACAUGCCCCAAAACUGCUCCGCUGACGUCGAAGCAGUGAUCGCUUACCUUGACCAGAGCUACGCGAAUAACGACACUGCUGCAAUCGACUCACUCAAAUCGGCAUUUGGUUUAAGUGGGCUAUCCCACAUCGAUGAUUUUGCCUCCGCAUUGCAAGACAACUUGUUUGACUGGCAAUCCCUUCAACCAGACGUUGGACCUGGAGCGAUGUUCUUCCAAUUCUGUGACGCUCUUGAAGUUGAUAAUGGCAUAAGCGCAAAUGCAUCAGGUUGGGGACUUGACCAUACAAUCACUGCAUGGGGCUCAUUCUGGAACACUACCUACUAUGCUUAUGUUUGCGGAAGUGUCGAUGCUGAGGAGUGUCUGGGGACUUAUAACACCACAUCGUCUUACUACACCAGCACAGCCGUCAACAAUGCUAACCGUUCGUGGUUCUGGAUGGUCUGCAACCAAGUUGGCUACUACCAGGUCGGCCCUCCUGAAGGUCAGCCUGCUAUCGUAAGUCGCAUUAUUCAGCCUAUAUACGAAGAGAGGCAAUGCGUGAACAUGUUCCCUCAAGCAUUCAGUACACCUCCCACACCCACCGUCGAGCAAACAGAUACAGAUUAUGAAGGAUGGAACGUGGAAGUUGACCGGCUCUUCUUUGCUAAUGGCCUUCGUGACCCUUGGCGUGAGGCUACCGUCUCCGCAGAUGGCCUGAACAAGCCAAGCACAGACACACAGCCCAUCUAUGAGGGUGAUGGAUUCCAUUGCUCCGAUCUCAUCACUGAGAACGGCGUCGUUGAUGAUACCAUCGCGAAGGUACAGACUGCCGGCCUCUCAUACAUGAAAACUUGGCUCUCGCAGUGGAAAGCACCAACGUCAUAAGGGUGAUUUCAGGAGGAUAUCAGGUUUCAUGAUACCUUUAUAAGUGAAUAUUCUUAUUGGUGGUAUAUAUAGGCAUCUGAACGGAAGGCUUCACAUUUUUAAGUGUAGUAUGGUAGUUGUGAAAGUGGACACUGGGACGGAAUAAGAUGACAUCAAAAAUAUUGCCUAACAACACAGGAAUGUUUCUGCGCUGCAGGAACGGUGGUCGAGAAAACGAGACGUCGUAUAGUGCGAGUAAAUGUAAGUAAAUUUCGUUGUCGUGAAAAGAGGCAGCUCAGCGCACAGAAAUUGGUAUCAUAAAUAAGAAAUACAAUUACCACCACAACCUCCAGCGAUGAGUCCCAGACCCCAAGACCCACUAAUGUGGUAUAUGGAACAUGAAUUCUGCAUCCACUUGUUCAAACCGGUGAACAAUGAUUGUGGCAUCGGCUUUAGAUAGUCCAAGCUUCUUGUGUAGCAUGGCUCGUAAUUCUCCAUGAGAAGGAGACCGUGAAGUCACAGUGCGUAGAAAUUUGGCUAUCCGCACGAACCACGUCCUCCCCUCCGGUUUCCAUGGGCUCGAGUUCCCGCAAAACUCCAAAAUUAAUCGUCGCACCUUCAUCUGCGAACUUUCGUACCUCUUCUGAUACACAGCAUGUAGUCCUAAGGUCGAUGUGAUACAUGCAUGGCCUGCGGGGACAAUACCAGCACUUUUGAAAUACCUCUCAUUUUCCGUCCACCAGCUAUCCAUCGAAUGUUCUUGCUCAAGGCCGUUAACCACGAGCACAACAGGCACCUUUCGCGAACAAAAGAUGUCGUUGAAUAGUUUCCAGUUAGAUUGCACAGUGGCGGUAAUUUUUCCACGCAUGCAGAAGAUGAGUAACUGCACUCCGCCCAACUUCUCAAGCGACCGGACGAGUCGAUAACACUUCUCAAUGGCCUCGAGAUAUCCGGCUUUCCCUAGCUGAGGUUCGUUCAUACCCAUGGUAUCGAACAAACGGAAUGGACGGUGAUCGAUAUUGACCUCGUACUCCAUCGAGUCAAGCGUGCAUCCUUCAGCCCCGCUAGAUAUAUCUGCUUUCUGCGCCCCCGCAAUCUGGUUGAG
Molecule: messenger RNA, 2808 nt
Organism: Serpula lacrymans var. lacrymans S7.9
Lineage: Eukaryota; Fungi; Basidiomycota; Agaricomycetes; Boletales; Serpulaceae
Exons: 11
Coding region: 159-1724 (521 amino acids)
Biological process (GO): proteolysis
Molecular function (GO): dipeptidyl-peptidase activity; serine-type exopeptidase activity
Source: RefSeq, a predicted model, not a curated record